UUGCACAGGCAGCACCCGGCUGUUGGACCUCAAACUGCUUCCCACAGAGCCAACAGAGGGAGUUCAGGGAGGAGUUGUGCCGGCUGCUUUGGAUUCUUUCAGCAGAGACAUGAGACUGGAGAUGAGCCGGCGCUGAGACAAACAGACAUGGACAAACAGAAAGUUCUAGCUAAGCUGAUCUGGGACCUGCAGUCCUUCCUGACGGUUCUGGACUCAGAGAACCUGAGCUACAUCGCUCAGGCUCAGAAGAAAUCGAUCUCAGAGCUUCUUUCCAAACUUCAGACUCCAGACGCUCCAGUGGAGGACGCGGAGUACAUGGUGAUGAGCUGUCCAUCGUCGUCUCCAAGCAACGAGCAUGUGGACGCCCCAGGGACAGAAGGAGUUUGGUCUUCAGAGCUGGUCUCACAGCAGGACCCGUCCGCCUGGCUCAGGAACAGGAUGCAGGGCCCCACCGUUCCUCCUCACCCCCCCGGUGGGCUUGGGGGUGAUGAUGAUGAGGAUACCUACGAGGAGGCAGAACCUUACGUACCGGCAGAAAGCACUGUGUCCAACACAGAGAGGGCGGAGUCAGAGAGCAGCCACUAUGAGUCAUAUGGUGAGGAAGAUGAUGAUGAUGAAGGAGAUAGUCUGGUGAAGGACAGAGCACACUACAUCCAGUGGAGCACCUCACAGAUCUGUCUGCGGCCCGCUCCAGAGUCCCGCCUCUGUGGAUACCUGUGGAGGAGGAGGUGGCUCGGACAGUGGAGCAAACAGCUCUUCAUCAUCAAGAAUGACAUGCUGCUGUGUUAUAAAUUUGCUCGGGACCUGCUGCCCCAGCUGGAGUUGAACCUUCAUGGCUGUCAGUCCUUUUAUAAGUCCAAGAGCCACGCCAAGAUCCAGCACCAGCUCAAACUGGUCCCAGUGGGCGCAGAGUCUCUGGUUCUGGGCUACAGCAGCUUCCAGCAGGCUGACGAGUGGAGAAGGGUGAUAGAAGAGGUGAGCACCGAAGGUGAGGUGGAGACGCAGAGCUUCUCCUCUCUCAGUAAAUCGGAUCACCGGCUGUCUUGCAGGGUCAUUGGGUGGGGUGGCGCCCUAGCGCCCUCUAUUGACCGGCUGCCAAUGAUUCCUACACUGUUCUAA
Cyprinodon variegatus (sheepshead minnow) is the source of this 1119-nucleotide messenger RNA. RefSeq names its product actin filament-associated protein 1-like 2. Bases 148 to 1119 code for a protein of 323 amino acids. Gene Ontology annotation, molecular function: SH3 domain binding; SH2 domain binding. The transcript has 9 exons. NCBI's taxonomy places the organism in Eukaryota, Metazoa, Chordata, Actinopteri, Cyprinodontiformes, Cyprinodontidae. Gene Ontology annotation, cellular component: cytosol. The record is from RefSeq and is a predicted model, not a curated record. Gene Ontology annotation, biological process: positive regulation of epidermal growth factor receptor signaling pathway; regulation of mitotic cell cycle; positive regulation of interleukin-8 production.